AUGGUCGACCGAUUGCGGCGCUUGUUGUCGCUCAGCAGUGUAGUUUUCUUCAUUGUGCAAUUCUCCCACUGGAAGACGCAGCAGCAAACAAGUAUGAGGACUGAUGUCUUCGUGUAUGCUGCUCUGCUAGCCGUGUUGGCCCCAGUUUCGCGCCCUCAUCCGUGCUCCCCUGUAAUCACGAAGAUCAAUCACGACCAAGUGAAGGCAUUUCACCAGCCUAGACCCACGACAGAUUCCCAGAGGGCGGCCGUCAGAUUCAAUCCAACGGUCGUCAUUUCUUACGGAUGCUACCCAUACCCCGCAGUGAAUGCGUUGGGUCAGAUUAGCAAAGGUCUUCAAAAUUCGGGGCGGUCUGAUGGCAUGUGCAAGGGAUCUGGGCAUGGCACUCAAGUCUAUGGGCGUUCGACCUGGAUCAGAGGCAAAUUUGCCAUCAUGUACGCUUACUUCUCGCCGAAACAGCAGACGACACACGGACAGAAUCAUCGUUACGGCUGGGACUACGCUAUCGUCUGGCUCGCCACCCCCAAGGCAACGACGUUUCUGGCGGUGACGGCGGGCUGGAACAGAAUGUCCUACAAGUUCAAACCUGGCGAAAAGGCCGGAGAGAGCGUCAAGAUCGAGUUUGGGCUUCAUGGGGGUGAAAGGUUAAUCCUGGGGAUCAGCGAAAAGAAAGGUGGUGCACGCCUCCCCUUGAUCAUGUGGGAGCAACUGCCGUUUGCCGCCCGCUGCGCACUCAAUCAUGCCAGAUGGAUCAACAACAAAGAAAAGAUGCCCCUGAGCGAUGAACGUUUCCAGCAUCUUUUGGACAAGGCGUGGCCUUUUUGA
Molecule: messenger RNA, 825 nt
Organism: Peronospora matthiolae
Lineage: Eukaryota; Oomycota; Peronosporomycetes; Peronosporales; Peronosporaceae
Source: the annotation of a GenBank genome assembly